Molecule: messenger RNA, 1315 nt
Organism: Melanotaenia boesemani (Boeseman's rainbowfish)
Lineage: Eukaryota; Metazoa; Chordata; Actinopteri; Atheriniformes; Melanotaeniidae
Product: receptor expression-enhancing protein 6-like
Exons: 6
Coding region: 116-670 (184 amino acids)
Source: RefSeq, a predicted model, not a curated record
UUCAAACUCCGCCCUCUCUGUCACCACAACUUUGGCUGAGGAGUCAGCAGACUGCGAUACAUACAGCGGCAGCCUUCGGGCAAAUUACUUCGUCAAGGCUCAAAAAGGCCUUAAAAUGAGUCAACUGAAAGAGCGUUUCGUGGCUCUGCUCCAUGAAAAGAACUUUGUGACAGAUCAGUUGGAACGUCUGGAACAAAAGACUGGAUGGAAGAGAGAGUAUCUUGCCUUAGGUAUCGUGAGCUUUGUUGUGCUGUACCUUUUCUUUGGAUAUGGAGCUUCACUUUUCUGCAAUCUGAUCGGCUUUGUUUAUCCAGCAUAUUUCUCCAUCAAGGCCAUUGAGAGCAACAAUAAGGAUGAUGACACACAAUGGCUGACCUACUGGGUGGUUUAUGGACUCUUCAGCGUUGUUGAGAGCUUUUCUGACAUCUUCCUCUUCUGGUUUCCCUUUUACUAUGCUAGCAAGUGCCUCUUCCUGAUUUGGUGCAUGGCUCCUGUGUCGUGGAAUGGUUCUACCAUUUUGUACAAACAGAUGAUUCGGCCAUUUUUCUUGAAACAUCAGUCUGCCAUGGACACUGCCGUCAAUAAUCUGACAGACAAGGCUAGGAACAUAACCGAGACUGUCACAAAGGAGGUGGUUAACCAGGCCCUCAGCCAUGACAAGGCCCAGUGAGGAGUAUGGAGAGGCUUGGUGUGUCUGUGACUGAGUGUGUUGUUUUACCUUUUGUUUGUCAUCCCCUUCCAUGAUGGGUGAUGUUCACUGACCCCAAAGUCAUGAACUGAAGCUUCUUUAUCCAGAAAAUAAAUAAGAUUGUGAAUCAGCAUCAGUUUUUCUGGUAUUGGUACUGCACAGGUGAUCGAAACUGUGACCUUUUUGUGUGAUUGUAUUCCUUCUUUGUAUUGUGGCAUAACAAAGAGAGAAAAUAUGUUUAUAACUGGAAAAAAAAUCUGUUGUUUUCUUUCCCAUUUAGGAAAGAAAAUGGGCUGAUUACACUACAGAUAUGUGCUUUAGUUUUUAAAUAAAAAUAUAGCGGUACGUCUAUGUCAUCUCAGGAGUCUUAAAGAUUGGGGCCUGUCGUGGUUAUAAAAUCAGGUUCCUCGUAAAUAUCUUCAUUUACAAUCAGAACUGGGGCUUUUCCAUGUCUGCAGUGUUUUUGUGUUUUUACAAUCCUUAUUCUCACAUGUGCCUGACAGAAUUCUAAGUUUUUAAGUCUGGGAAGGUUUUUGGUCUUCAACAGUAGCUUGAUAACUUCUCUCUUUUGUCUUAAUUUAUUAUCUCACAAAGAUGCCACAAUAAAACUGGAACCCUGAGAAACUG